CUCAGCUUUAUUAAAACAUUCAAUUUUCUUCUAGCAUUUAGUCGCAUUGCGGCUGCUCUCGGAGUUGCUUUCCUGUAUUAUCCGUACUUUGGAUGUUUGGCUUCAUAUCACAGAAUUUUUGGAGCGUUGGUGGGGCUUCCUUACGCUGUUGCCUAGUAAGUAGUUUUGAAUUUGAUAUACACGCGUAAAAACGCUGAGGUUGAUGCAAUACUGGUGAAAACAGGAUUGAACAAUGCUUUCCUGCCCACAUUGUUCGUAUAGCUGUCAACAAUAUCGAACAAUACUGUUACACCCGAUUCAGGCUCAACAAUAUUGUUCAAUAUUAUUGACAAGUGUGAACAACGUGGGCAGCAAAACAUUCUUCAGUCCUGUUGAGCAGCGUGCUCGGCAUUUUGUGGCGUGUGUAGUAAUACUGAUCAUUCUAGUAGCUGAAUGUAAGUUGAUAAUGAGCGGACAGGUCACUACUCUAUAAUCAAACUUUCGUUGGUAGGGAUGCAACUAUACUUGAUAAAGGGAACGCCCUUCGUCGGCAGUAAUUAGUAGCGGGGAUCGGAAAAAUGGACCUUUCCCCUUAUAACUAAAAUUUUGAUCUAGACAAGUCUAGACAAAAAUUUUACCGGGAAAUUGAUGCCUCAACACCCGAUUGGGCUGUCAAUUUCCCGUGCGUAAUACAAAAUGACUGAAAAACGGCAAACUUCGCAAGGCUAUAUUAUCCCCAUUUUACAACAUUUCGCAACGAAACUUUGGAAUAUUACUAAUUUUGUGCAUGAUGCUCUUUCAAACUGUGAUGAAAUAUUUGUCUAUAGAUCAAAAUUUUAGUUAUAAGGUGAAAGGUCCAUUAUAUGAGCUUUUAUACUCAAUAUAAAAGCGAUCAUGUGACAUAAAAUAAACCAAUAAGAUGAAUUUAGUCAAAACAAAGUAUUAAAAAAAACACGUAUAACUGAUCAAGCUCUUUCCAUUACAUGAGCAGCACGACACAUAGUUCAUCGGAAUGUUCCAUUGUCUUUAGUUAAACUGUUUUUAAAAUUCCAAUGCAUGUUUUCCACGCCAGUCACUCACUUUGCUUAAAUAAGUUUUCUGCAAACAUCCUUUUAUGAUACUAAUUACUGUAAUUAUUUUGUGUUCUUAUUGCAGUUUUUCUUUCACAUUGGCGGUUGCUCUUCAAAAGUGUAAUGUAAGUUUAUUUAAGGCAUUGAAUGUCUCAUAAUAUAACAUGUCUUUCCCUACUUUUGCUUCUGCGUCAGGGUUCAGUGUGGGUGCUGAUGAUCUUCUUUAGUUUGCAACUUGGUAAGACAAUCUAAGCAACACCAUGUUUUUCUGUUGCUUGCGCCUGUAUUUUAAAAGUUCACUCGCACUCAAAGAAUGGAGGUUCAAUCUGAGCUUCCCUUGAGUGUCAGUGCUGUUGGAGGGUUAGUGUCGUAGCUUACUAUGUGACUACUCAUGCGAGUGAGCUUUUAGAAUACAGGCGUUAGACGCUAAAGGCCGCUUUCCAGGUAUACGCGUUUUCCAUACGUCCAUAUACAUUGAAUUGUUUAAUUUUCACGGGCGAUAAGUACCAAGACCAGCAUUCCACGCAGGCAUUAUGCGUAAGGGCGCAAUUCCAGUUCUCGCACGAAGCUCCUCCCUGCGUGCAUGCAUGAGCAUUUUCAUCCAAUCACAAUGCUUAGGAGUUAAUUUUAAUUAGAUGCAAGCACUCGCAGCGAGCAUAGAUAUGCGAGGAGCUUCGUGCGAGGACUGGAAUUACGCCUUAAGGUCUUAUUGCACUCACCAGGAGUGCAAUUAAAAAUAUGAUUUUUAAAAAAAACAAAAUGGCGGUCAUCAAUCAUACAGGUGCACUUUUAUGUAUGACGUAUAUCAUCAUACAGACACUUUGAUAACCUGUCCCUCACCUCCCAUCUAACCCCUCACCCUGAUGGCGGGGUGGAACGAAAGACUCCUGAGUUUGAACAGUUCUUUUUGACAUCCUGUUUUAAUUUAUUAAUCAUUAGAAAAUUACGACAUUGGAAGAAUAUGUUUUGAAGAUAUUACCAAUUAUACCGACGAUAUUAUGUCACCUGUUUAUACUGGGCAAGUUUAUACUUGUACUUUAUAAGGAAAUCAAGGAAUUUGGAAUAUGCGGAAUGCGGCUAUAUUCUCAUAACGUCGUAAGUAGUGUUUUUCCGCUGACCUCAAAAGCAUAGCAUCGUGCAUUGCGCGAAAUAUCGAGGGACAAAUUGAAGCUUCCUACUAGGGGCAACUAACGCUCUCUGAUUGGCUAAAAUCUCGUUGCCCGGAUGUAAAUUCUCAUUCCAGGAAGCAAAGCCGCGAUAUUUAGGAGGAGCGGGAAAUUACGAAAAUAAUACAACUUUUUCCAGUUUUACCAUAUAGUUCAAGCAAUGUCCAAUGACUAAAAGCUCAAAGUCGACAAGAAUACCUGGACUUUAUAACGGUCGAAAUGUUUUAUUGUCGAUUUCAGGUAACUUUUCAACACGAAGUUCGCAAGUUCAUUUCAAAGUUCGAACUUUGAUUGUAAACAAAUGUUCAUAUUUGGAGUUGAAAUUACUGUAUAAGGCCCUAUGCACAUAAUACUGCAGUAAAAUAUUGGUCCAGUGGUCUCCCAAGAUGAAAAUGCCUUUGUAAAUAAAUUUAUAGUUACAUUUGUUUACAAUCGAAGUUCGAACGUUGAAAUGAACUUGCGAAAUUCGUUGCGAAGUUCCCGCCCAACCUUCCGAAUUGACCAUUUGCGCAAUAGACUAAAUUUUGAUCUAAACAAGUCUAGACAAAAAUUUCAUCACAGCUUGAAAGAGCAUCACAAAAUUAGUAAUAUUCCAAAGUUUCGUUGCGAAAUGUUGUAAAAUGCGGAAAAUAUAGCCUUGCCAAGUUUGCAAUUUUCAGUCAUUUUAGAUUUGACAAACGGGAAAUUGACAGCCUCAAAGGGUUCGGCCGGUUUUUCGAUUCUGAAGGUGUUUUCUUCGUGACUUCGGCACGUCCAAUUUUUCAUCAUUUUCCACUAUAUAAAAUGGUCAUGCAAAACAGUCCAGACUGUUGAUACAAUCAGGAUUGAAUUACUUAAAUUGUAGGUGAAAAAAGGUGAAAAAUAGAUUUUCCAAUUGGUUUUAUAUCGGUGUAUAACUCAAAUUUGCCUCCGUUAUCAAGCUUCAAUUUGUCCCUCUCGUUUGCCUGAACUUUCCUGCAAUGCCCACUUUAUUUUUUAAAAAUCUCUAUGCAUGCUCAAAACUAUGUAACACGCGAUAGUGCAUUUGCUAUGCAUAAAUGAAAUCAGUGGCGGCCAUACUGCAGGCGGUAAAGUUUCCGGCUUGUGACGUAGAACUGGUGUGACGCGCAAGGCGGAAAAGUUUUACUGUUCACUUUAUAAAGGUGGCUCCCAACAGUUAGUACAGUUUUAGACUUCAUCCUCGCGACUUGCGCGUGGAAUCGUCGUGUUUACUGUUCGGCAAAAAUAUUGAAACAAGCCGCGGGAAGUUUUUUGGCGUUUUUAUCUACAAAGAAAGCUCCAGUUUUUCGAACAGUACGUAUGCUAUUAACUAGUUUAACCUAUCUUUUAGUGUGUUUUUACAUAUUUACGUUGAGUAUUGUCUUUCAUAUUGCUCAAAAUUUUCAACUUGUUGUGUUUCGAACUGUCAAACUGAAAUGAUAGUGUCUUCUAUUAACUCUUGAACAGUAGUGAACUGUCGCCGAAAUAGUGUCUUCUAUUAACUCUUGAACAGUAGUGAACUGUCGCCGAAACUUAUGUAAGUUCUGUCAAUCAAUUCAAUUCAAUUCAAUUCACAGGUAUCGUUUUAUCUGCUAAAUCAAAUAAAACAGUUAUGAGUUGUUUUAUAUGAAAAGUUAAACUUGAAAUUUUUUUUAAACUUUGUAUUUUUGUUAUACAAGACGAGUGGUACAACAUAUCCAAAUUUUAAGAAAUUCUACAAGUAACUUUUUCUGUAACCGUCAUUCACGAAUAUCUCCAAAACGUAUUUGUAAAUUCCCUUCAAAUUUUUAUAUAGGUUUUUUCUUUAUGGACCAUAAAUCUUCAAAAACAUUUUCAGAAAAAUUCACCGAAGGAAAAUAUAGAUAUUGUCAAUUUAUUGUGAAAUUAGACAAUAAAAGUGCGAAAGAUUAAACGUCAUGGUUGUCAUGGCAACACGAAAACUGUUUUAAUUUGUUCAUAAAUGGACAGCACACAGCUUCUGAACUUUCCUGGGAAUGAUCAUAUUGCCUUGUCUUAAGUAUCUAAUAUAAAUUCGGUACAAAGCGAACGUUACUCAAAAUACCUAGAAUUUUAGAGAACUGUAGGGAGCCACCUUAAAAUGCAUUUUAAAACCAGAAAAGUUGCUGACACGACAGAAAGUUUUUCCGCUAAGCGGGAAAGUUGUGGUUAUGUUGCGUUCAUAUGGGAAAAACGUUAUCUCGGUCACCGAGAUCUCGCCUGUCAACAAGCGAGAUCUCGGUACACGCGGGAAAACGUUUCGUCUAUGACAUAGUGUAACGUUUCAUAUUAUUUUCAUAACAAGGCUCUUUCUCUCAUGUAAACUUGUCGAAAUGUUUUUUCGCUAACCGGGAUAACUUUUUCCAUAUGCAUAUGAACAGGCCCUUAGAUAGGAAAAGACAUUUGCUUGAUAGUAAUACUAAUUUAAACACUUGCAAAGAAUUUGAUAGAUUUAAAAAUAUUUUAUCAUAAUAUUGGAUAGAAACUUUGCAUAAGUUUCGCUCGCUUUCUUGGGCUAAACAUGACUAAAUGCAUAUUUAGUGAAGGUAUAAUUUAUGCAUGAAUAAUUGACUCAAUUUGCCUCUAGCUUUUUACCUAUGCUAACAUGAACCUGAACGUUUCGUAUCAUUCAUAUCACAUAUAAUGUCCAUUUAGGAUGAAAAUGCUUCUCAGCAGGUGAAAUUGAUCAGACCUUGGUUGCGAAAUUACGUGCACGACCUCAUUAACUCAAGGUAAGAGCAUGGGUAAUAACGUAACUGAAAAUGAAACAUGAAGAACACUAGUGGCAUUCCCUGUGCGUGGAUUGAUGAUGCAGGGUGUGAUAAUUCAAGGUUUUCUGCCACCUUUAACUUAUGCGAUCGUUAUAGUUCGAUUCUUGCUACGAACUUAUGGCAUUCAUGUAAAAAGAAUCCAACGAAGCUCUACCAAAAAUCGUGGGGUUUUUUCGGGUACUCGGUUUCCUCCCGCAUAGAAUGUCAUCAAGGUGGGUUGGGAUUAGCCCCUAACCGACCCUUUCACCGUGGGCGUAGCUGUGCUUCGUGAUCAAAUAUGAGUCAGAAGCCGUAAGGUGGCAGCCAGAGGCGCCCUUAGUUAGAAUGCGUUCUUCGCAAUCCAACCUAGCUCUCAGCUGCAAGUAAGAAUGAUUAGCAUACCCCCACUUAUUGUUCUUCAAUUCUUAUUGCCACAUACUAAAGAUGGUACAAACUUAAGAUAUUACUGGGAUAUUACUAAAGAUACAUAAGAUAUUACUAAAUAUAUUAAAGAGUUUAAGCUUCGCGUUAUACAUCAAACGCCAGGCAAAGAAAAUUUUACGGUACCAAGGCAAUAAAGAGCAAAUGAACUUAUGGACUUGCUUUUUUAAUUAAAACUGAAAUACAUAAUUAUUCUCUCGAUGCAAGAAAAAAAAAUGAAAUGAAAACAUUCAAGGAAAAAUUUUCCAAAAUAGUUCGAACCUGCCGUUUGCCGUUCCCGGAAACGUGAAGCUUAAAUUCCCUAUUACUAAAGACGGUAGAAACUUAAGAUAUUACUAUAGACAAACUUAAGAUAAGUACUUACUGUAUAGUGUUCAAGAUAGAGUACAUAAAACACAGUUUUCUAGAAGGGCUGAGAACUAAGAAGUACCCCCGGUAUGUAAAGCCAAGACCGGAUUUUGGUGGGAAAGCUGGGGGAGGCGAAAAAAAUUUAGGGUAGAUACAGCGCCUAUCUAUUUAAAUGCUAACAAGGCUUAGAACGUAGCCGCCAAAAGUUAACUACAUGAACGUUUGUAUAAAUAUAUCCAAUGUAUUUUAUAUGAACUAUAUUACUGUAUGAGUCAUCCAAUUCUCCCUUCAUUACAUUACAUUACAUUACAUUACAUUAGCACAACAUUUCUUUCGAAACAUUGCAUUAAAGGGGUUACUGCGGAUCCAAUAUUGAAAAUCCUGUUACUACUAAUCAAAUAUUUCGCCACAUUUGUAUAGACCUGCCCGCCAUUAUUCAGGAAUAGAGUUCUACCUGAGGAAAAUUUACAAUCCCGAGAAAAGUAAGUGCUUCAGAUCCAGAAUUCGAAAUACAGUAUCAGGCUGAUACGGUGGUUUAAGAACAUAUCACUCAUUUGUAGUUCGAACAUCUAAACUAUAAGUACUACAUGCAGUAUUUAAAACACGAGCGGGAUGCUAGAUCUCACCCAGCCUGGCUGGCUUGUUUCACAUAUUAAUACAAAUUGAAUUUUAUAUGCGUUAACAAAGGCCAUGCAGAUCUCACCGAGGUCAGUUUCCAGGUUAGCUCAUAUGAACACGCCCUUAGACAGAAUCGGGAUAGUUCUUUUGGUUUUAAUGAGUUUAGAUCAAUGAGUUUCAAUCAUGAUCGAGUUCCGAACUUUUUUCCAACUUUUUUGUAGAUUUUAAGUUUUCAACUCUAAAUGUCUCUGUGGUCAUGAUCUGCUCUAUUCUACUUUACAGCGUGAGUAAUUUGUUUUUAUAUUUGAAUUGGAAACGUUUUAGGGGACCUACUACACACGUUAAAACACACAAGAUGUUACAGAUCUGCAAACAAGUUGUCACAAUUCUAUUCACAAACUAUCAACAAGUUGUGUUCGCGUUCUUGUAACAAGUUUGGAACAACUUGUAAAAAGCUUGAUGGCAAAUUAUCAGACUUGUAGCGAAAUUGUUCUAACAAGUCUGAUACAGUCAUGAUAUAACAAGAAUGUUACAAGGUUGAUCACACAAGGAGAAUUAGUACAUUGCGUGUACAUGGAGAAUUAUUAUAUAGCAAGUGUCAAAGUUCAAUUUUCCUGUUUGCCGAUUGGUCAAAACCAUAUCACGUGCCGGUCCACAAAACGUCAUUUUUACUGCAUGCUUUGACGAGGGGGCAAUUGGUCAACAAUAAAACAGUUAUUGACUGGUCAGUAAUAAAACCGGAAGUAAGGCGCGAGCUGUUUGUGUCAACUGUAUGUCUGCCGGUCGGUUUUAUUUCAGUUUCCGAAUACCAGGUGAAUUAUUGACACUUUGACACCUGGUAUAUAUAUAUAAAUUAGCUUAAAAAUUAAUAUAUUAUAUAUUUAAAAUACUCGGCGUCGGCUUUAAAAUACUUUGGCAAUAAUACAGCUGAGCAUUUUAUUCAAAAAACGUAAGAAUACAACCAUGUCACUCUACGAUGGAACAUCUAAAUAUUGUUGGUCGUAAAGCAUUAGACGUUGAAAUACACAAUUUGUUUUUUGUGACGUCAUUUUCUUGAUUACGAAAGUGAAUUCCGAUAUAGCUACUUAAAUGCGACGAAUAGAUCACACACAUAGAAACGCACAAGUUGUAACAAACCUGCAGCAGACUUGUAACACUGCUGUUCCAACAACUUGUAAACAGGAUGUGUUCGCACUGCUUGUACCAACCACCUUACUUCCCAACGGAGUUAAUGGACCUUAAACCUUAUUAAUAAAAUUUUGAUCUAGACAAAAAUUUCAUCACAGUUUGAAAGAGCAUCACAAAAUUAGUAAUAUUCCGAAGUUUCGUUACGAAAUGUUGUAAAAUGCCGUCUUUCAGUAAUUUUCUAUUACAAACGGGAAAUUGAUACCGAAAUCGGGUGUUUGUGUAUCAAUUUCCCGUUUGUAAUACAAAAUGACUGAAAGACAGCAAAUUUCGCAAGGCUAUAUUAUCCGCAUUUUACAACAUUUCGUAACGAAACUUUGGAAUAUUACUAAUUCUGUGAUGCUCUUUCAAGCUGUGAUGAAAUUUUUGUCUAGACUUGAGAUCAAAAUUUUAGUUAUAAGAUUAAAGGUCCCAUCACUAAGGUCCAUUAAGCAUGUCUCACAAACAACUUUUAAUGGUAAAAUGUUGAAAAAUCCAGGAAAUGAAUUCUAACGGGUUCACUAUUGAAUUGGAAAUAAAAUCCAAAAUAAGUGAAAAUUACGGCAAUUAGUAAAUUAUAAAUCGCUUUUUUACUCAAAACCCAAACGGAUUGUGGGACGUAGCGACUGUAACUACGGAGUGUCGGAAGUCUGAAUUACAUACUGUAUGCAUGCCCAUCAUGCUUUUCGCGUUUAGAGGUUGAGGUUUUGACUUUGAAAGGGCAAUCUUGAUUGAAUCCGCUGUUAAUCGUUGAACUAGAUACUUAGUAUACAUUACUAUUUCCUUUUAGAUUUCCUUUACACUCAUGUUUAACGGCAGUAAAAAACUGGACCAAUACAGGAAAGAAUCUGACCAACUUAGAAAAGAUGUUUAUGAUUUGCACGUACUAAAG
Molecule: messenger RNA, 8404 nt
Organism: Paramuricea clavata
Lineage: Eukaryota; Metazoa; Cnidaria; Anthozoa; Malacalcyonacea; Plexauridae
Source: the annotation of a GenBank genome assembly